This is a messenger RNA of Neurospora crassa OR74A, 1204 nucleotides long. RefSeq lists its product as hypothetical. The record is from RefSeq and is a predicted model, not a curated record. NCBI's taxonomy places the organism in Eukaryota, Fungi, Ascomycota, Sordariomycetes, Sordariales, Sordariaceae. Bases 1 to 444 code for a protein of 147 amino acids. The transcript is spliced from 2 exons.
AUGGUAGAGGUGACCAAAAGCGAGAGAGGUGUCGACAAUGGAGCUGAAGGUUGCCCGGCGCAAGACUGUCUCAGUCGUCAGUUGGUGAUGGCGGGGUUAUCCGAACAGCCAGCCCGAGCCGCCCGUGUCUUUGGAGUCGCUGAUGGACCCCGCGUUCCAUUUCCAGGACUGACUGGCGAUGGGCUGAGUUUGGGUUGCGCUUUGGGGUAUCAUUAUUCUGCGAAAUUGGAAGAGGAGGAGGGUCGUCAGCCGAGCCGAGCUGUAGGUAGCACAGUUAUCACAUUUGGCAGGAUCAAGACAAGAAAAGGGAGGAAGUGGAAAGUGGAAGCUCGAGGAGGGUGUGUGCCAGAAACAUCCAUGAUACCGCGAUAUCUUCUCGGUGAGGCCCGCGGAGUACUCCGGUCCGAGGCGGGUUUCAUCGCGGGCUCGCUUGAUGGACGUUAAACCUUUUUGAUGGUCUUCAGCCCUGUCCGGAAACAAUAGUCAUUCAGUCAGUCACAUAUUGAAAGGAACUGGCGACACGCCUUUUGCUCGGCGAUUCCAUCUCGGCGAGGAGGAGGAUGCCAUCAGGAACCAGGACGACCAACAACCGACGGCGAACUAAGAGUGAGAUGAUAACGCUGCGCCAAUGUCCUCUUUAUCACACUCAGUGCGUCAUGGGCUGAUGUUCCGAACACUCAGUCUCCAGUCUUGAUCAUGGACGAAAACUCGACGAAAAUCGAAGUCCGGGAAGGCACAUGGAAGUGCAGUGAGAAAUCUCAGGCUUGGAGGAGACACCGCUGCCCUGCAUCUGCAAGGUACCCGGUACCUUCCUUGUCUUGAUGGGAGAGCUACGGUGUGAAGGAAGGAAGACAGACACUUUGGGCAAGAGCAAAUGCUUCUGGACCGAUCGGUCAAUGGGCAAGAGCUUCGUUGACUUCUGCAGUUGGUCACAGGUCGGAGUUUCACUCAUACGCAGGGCAGCCAGGGCAUGAAGCCCUCGUCUUUUCUGCUUCCUGAAUUGGAAAUGUCCAAGACAACCAAGACAAUUUGAUGGACUAGACUAGGCAGGCAGGCAGGCAGCCAGGCUUCACACUGAGUUGAGAUUCUCACACCGACCAACCACUACUACGAACCUCACAUUUUAUCUUCACAUUCGUCAACAUCACCAGACUCAUGAUCAAUCAGCACCUCUACGCCACAGGCAACUUUUCGGCUUUACCAU